UGGGUGUCUCUUCCAAUACUAAUUUUUAAUCUAGGAUUAAACGAAUCUGAUGUGGAAACCCAGCGGCAAAAGUAUGGAGCCAACGUUAUUCCCCAAAAGCCUCCAAAGUCGAUUUUUCAGCUGGUUUGGGAGGCCUUACAGGAUCUAACACUGCUUGUCCUCAUCGCUGCUGCCCUAACCUCCCUAGGGCUCUCCCUUUAUAUUAAGUUUAAUUCGGGGUUAAGCUACGAUGGAUCUUCGGAAAACGAGACUGGUUGGAUUGAAGGCGUCGCCAUUCUCGUGGCUGUCGUGGUUGUGGUUGUCGUUGUGGCUUUCAACGACUGGCAGAAGGAGAGACAGUUUCGUGGACUGCAGAGUCGGAUCGAGGCUGAGCAGAAAUUCACCGUCCUUCGAAGUGGAAGGAUCAAGGAAAUUUCCAUCUCGGAUAUUGUGGUCGGUGAUGUCUGUCUAAUAAAAUAUGGUAAGCGUUCUACGAAUACCAAUUUCGGACCUGAUAAGCGUCGACGCAGGAAACGUCUCUUCAAUCUGACUGUUGUAGGGGAUCUCUUGCCAGCAGACGGAAUUUUACUUCAAUCGAGUGACUUGCGAAUUGACGAGAGCUCGCUCACUGGCGAGUCGGAUCACGUGAACAAGAGUUGUCAUUCUGACCCCAUUCUUUUGUCCGGUAAGUCGUCGGCUUCCCGUCGUCCCAAUUGCACUCACGUGAUGGAGGGAUCAGGUCGAAUGCUGGUAACGGCCGUUGGAAAGAACUCCCAGGCUGGAAUUAUCUACUCCCUCCUCAACAAUAUGCACGGUGAACUACCUGAAACCGCAACUGGACUGAACCCUGUCGACAACACCACAAAUAAACUGGAGACAAUAGUAGAAAAGAUGUCCGAGGACGACUUGAAAGCACCGUCUACGGCCUACGCUCCCACAAGCAAACGAAGCAAGACGAAGCUGCGAACUCGACAGAUGUCCGUCCUGCAGCUGAAGCUGGCCAAACUCGCCAUUCAGAUUGGCUACAUCGGUAGACCUGCUCAUUUCUGUGUCAUCGAGUUCGCCGAGAAACAGGAGUCGUGGGAAACGGGGCGUCACCUGAAGCAGCUCAUCCAAUUCUUCAUCAUUGGCGUUACCAUCCUUGUGGUCGCCGUGCCCGAAGGACUUCCGCUCGCUGUCACUCUGUCGCUGGCCUACUCUGUCAAGGAAAUGAUGAAGGCAAGUCGUCCGAUUUUAGAUGAAUCUGCUGCCAAAAUGAGCAGACUGAUAGAAAAAGGCAGAAAUGAUAAAUAUCUGCACAAGGACAACAAUCUAGUUCGACAUCUGGACGCAUGCGAGACAAUGGGGAAUGCCACGACAAUCUGCUCGGACAAGACGGGAACUCUAACAACCAAUAGAAUGACUGUGAUUGAGGCGCACUUUGCAAAUGCAGUCAUCACCUUAGAUAAGCUGGAACAACUCAAAGACGCCGGCCACCUUAGACUCGUCAGUGGUGUUGUGCUUCGAAAGCUCGAAUUGGCUAUCGCCAUUAAUUCGUCCUACACAUCUCGUCUGCUGCCUCCCAAGGUACCAGGAGAUAUGCCCGUACAGGCGGGGAACAAGACGGAGUGUGCGCUUCUUGGACUGCUGCAACGCUUAGGUCGAGACUACGAGGAACUACGCAACUGCCACCCAGAGUCACAGUUCGUCAAGGUAUACUCGUUUUCUUCGACGAGAAAAUCGAUGUCCACGAUAAUCAAGUCGCCCGACAACGACGACGAGGAGGCGACAGACGAGGAACGUGGUGGAACUAGAAGAACCACCACAAAACUCCUGCUACUCACCAAAGGGGCCGCCGAACUGAUCAUUUCAAAGUGCACAUCGCAAAUCACUGCCGAGGGAAAAGUAAUUCCACUUAAUGAGAAGGCAAGGACUGCUCUGUUUGAGUCGGCUGUCGAGCCAAUGGCAAGGAAGGGGCUGCGAACCAUUGCACUCGCUUACCGAGAGCUGAUAACAGCACGAAGUCGCACCCUCAACUUCGACAACGAGGAUCUCUGGCUUCGUGAUUUGGUGUUCGUCUGCGUGGUUGGAAUCGAAGACCCCGUUCGUCCAGAAGUACCACUCGCCAUAGCCAAGUGUCAGCGGGCGGGCAUAACUGUGCGCAUGGUGACAGGCGACAACUUGGAGACAGCGCGUUCCAUCGCCCUCAAAUGCGGCAUCCUCACUGACCAAAGUAGGCUGUCUGAGGGCGUGGUCAUGGACGGACGCAUGUUCAACAGGCUAAUUAGGCACCGCGUCACCGGCCAGGUGUCCCAAGAGCUCGUGGACAAGGUUGGUAGUCCGACUUCCACGACAGUGUGA
Molecule: messenger RNA, 2319 nt
Organism: Mesocestoides corti
Lineage: Eukaryota; Metazoa; Platyhelminthes; Cestoda; Cyclophyllidea; Mesocestoididae
Source: the annotation of a GenBank genome assembly